Molecule: messenger RNA, 2858 nt
Organism: Medioppia subpectinata
Lineage: Eukaryota; Metazoa; Arthropoda; Arachnida; Sarcoptiformes; Oppiidae
Source: the annotation of a GenBank genome assembly
GAAAGUGAUCCGUGGAUCAGAUCUGCAGACAUAUAAUGCAAAGAAAACAGUCGUCCGCCUCUUCUCUCACCGAAAGACAAUCGCUUUUGGAUCAGAUAUCGUGCGAAUGGAGUGACCACAAGAAUCUCGACCACUAUAUCGUUGUUAUCAAUGGUUUGACGCAAAAUAUAACAAUCAAAUGGCUGUUGGAUUUGCUGCAGAAGUCUUCGCCCGAAACCGGCGCCCAUUUCCUACUUAACCGAAUUGAAGACAAUAAUGAGUCCGAUAUAACACUACAUGUGAGCGCUUCCAACGCCUCUUUCAAUAUCAGCGCCGAUGCCAUCGAUUUAAAGCAAUUCAAAUCAGACCAGUCUUUAUGUCGAGUGUUUCGGAUCUCCGAUCACGACAUCGACUCCGAAGACUGUUUGACAGUAUCUGAAAGACAACGCGUUUUGCUCUUCCAAUUGGAAAGUCUUCACUCCAUUGAAAGAGGAGUGUUGUUUGGAUACCCGAAUGUAAAGCUAUAUCCGGGACAGUCUAUCCUGCAAGUCUGUCAGCGCGAGAACAUUAUCACCGAAUACUUCCCACUCCACGAGUCGUCAACUUUGGACGAACUCAAGAAGAAGUGGUGCUUUUCGUGGAAGAAACAGCCAAUUCACGAUAUUCGUAACUAUUUUGGAGAGAAGAUUGCAUUUUAUUUUGCAUUUUUAGAGUUCUAUACCUAUAGUCUAUUAAUUCCGGGAUUGUUUGGAUUCUUUCACUUCCUAUUUCUCGACGAAAUGAAUAUAUUUUGCGCUCUUUUUUAUAUGCUUUGGAUUCCCGUAUUUCUCGGACAGUGGAAGAGAAAGUCCAAUGACUUGGCCUUCAGAUGGGGAACCAUUGGUGACGUGCAACUGGAGGGCCCGCGACCAACAUUUCGCGGCAAAACCAUGAAAACUGAUCCCAUAACCAAACAAUUGACUCCAAUUUAUCCCAUAUAUAAGACGUGGUUAAGAGAGUACUGCGUUUCGCUGCCUAUAGUUUUCUUCAGUCUCGGCGUCUCUUUUCAUGUGAUGUGUCUAUACUUUAAACUAGAAGAAGAUGUACUCAAUUCCUUAGACCCAAAUCCCACUGGCAUUCAAAAAGUGAUAAGUUUUAUGCCCGGAAUUAUAUACGCUCUCAUUGUUAUGAUUAUGAAUAACAUAUACCGACAAAUCGCUACUAAACUCAACGAAUGGGAAAACCAUAGAACACAGACAUCCCAUGAGAAUCAUUGGAUUGUGAAAUUAGUUUUGCAAUUGGGAACAAUGCUUGUCGUCAACCAAUUGGUGGAUAAUAUUCAAGAACAAUUGGGAACAAUGCUUGUCGUCAACCAAUUGGUGGAUAAUAUUCAAGAAGUAUUCAUUCCUCUCUUUAAGACUUAUAGACUUCAUAAGGACUUUGAGUUAAAUCACAAAAAGUCUGAUGUGUUGCCGACAAUCGCCAGAAUUAAUUAUGAGAAACAAUUGCCUGCAUAUGAGGGCACAUAUUAUGAUUAUUUAGAGCUUUAUAUCCAAUUCGGUUAUGUGUUUCUGUUUCUGUCGAUCUUUCCAUUGGCGCCAAUCAUUGCGUUUUGCAAUAAUAUGAUUGAAAUCCGUUCCGAUUCACUGAAAUUAUGCUUCGGAUACAAGAGAUCUCACCAAAGAUCGGCCAAAAGUAUUAGUGGUUCGUGGAUGAAAGCAUUUGAAGUGAUGAGUAUAAUAGCUGUCAUAACAAACUGUGCGCUUCUAUGUAUGUCUCCCACUGUCCUCUCGAUCGCCAAUACUUUGCAAAUCAAUAAUUUCCAUCUUAUGGUCGCCUCAGAGCAUUUCAUAUUAGGUGUGAUUCUCAUUAUAUCAUACGUAGUGCCAGAUAUGCCCAAAGCUGUGAGUGUGGCUCUUAUGCAACAAAACUUCGAGAAUCGCAAANUCUCUCUCUCUCUCUCCCCAACAGUUCCGUCGGCGCCGCCGCCCGUCUCCGGCCAUCCCUAUCGGGACAUCACGUGUCUGUCUGUCUGCCUGUCCGGCUGUCUGUCCGACUGUCUGUCUGUCUGUCUGUCUGUCCGCCCGUCGCCGCCGUCGCCCCAAAAGACACUGAAAGACAAAGAAGAAAUCAAUUCAGCGGCAAAUGCUGUUAACGAUGCGAAGAAACGAUUGAUUUGGUUGACAACACAAACAAAAUGCAAAACCAAACACAAGUCUACUUUGGUAUCGACCGCUUCCACAUCGACCGCAAGCGCCACCAAAGCCAGCGGUCUCGGACCCAGUGCACCGGUUGGCCGGUCAGUCAAACCACGUUAUAUAUCAAUCGACGCCGAGUUUGUGACACUCAAAGUUCCGACGCGAAUCAAAUCGGAGCGAAACAUUGCCGCUACUGUUUGUAUUGUAGACCAAGACAAUACAGUAUUAAUGAACGUCAAGAUCAAACACGAUCCCGGUUCAUUUACAAGUCAUGAGCCGUGUUUUUUCGGACAGCACGACUUUGUUGACGGCGAAUCGCUUGACGACGUCAAACAGAAAAUUCUUGAUAUUUUCGACAAUUUCGACACUAUUAUCACGUGUAACUGGUUAUCGGAUAUGGAAGCACUGCGGCUUCUCGACUAUCAAGAUCUAUAUUUUGACAAAAUAUGGGAUCUUCACAAUGUGUUCCGAUCACAUAGUACUGAGUACUAUAGACAGGAAGAUCCGUCGGUAUCGCAGUCAAUAAGUUUGGCCCGCAUUCACUACAAACUAUUUGCCGAAGAGAUUCAAAAGGAUAAACAUUCUGCCAAAGAAGACGCUGUCGCAGCCCUCGCCAUCUAUAAAGAAAUCGAUUCGAAACGAUAUCAAUUCUUGUUUGUUGAGAAAAUGACCGCUCCGUCGCCGCGUUUGAAGCGGGAAUAG